Molecule: messenger RNA, 5753 nt
Organism: Stylophora pistillata
Lineage: Eukaryota; Metazoa; Cnidaria; Anthozoa; Scleractinia; Pocilloporidae
Product: scavenger receptor cysteine-rich domain-containing protein DMBT1-like
Cellular component (GO): membrane
Molecular function (GO): protein binding
Source: RefSeq, a predicted model, not a curated record
AUGCAUUGUCCAAGCACAAUAGUUGAGGGAAGUACCGUAACUCUUCUCUGUAAUGCUACUGGAAAUCCAUCUCCAAAUAUCACCUGGAUAUGGCAAAAUAUAGGACUUGUUCUCGGUAGAAACGGAAAUCUCACUAUUACAGAAGUUGAUCGAAGUCAAACAGGGACUUAUCUGUGUCGUGCGUGGAAUGGAAUCGGCAGCAAUUCCACCAAAAGAUGCAGCUUGGACGUGUUUUUCGAAACUCAUGUUCAAGCCUUACAGUGUCCGAGCUCAGUCACUGAGGGAAGUAGCGUAAAUCUUCAGUGUACUGCUACUGGUAAUCCUCUUCCGAACAUCACAUGGAUAUGGAAAGAUACAGGAGAUGUUCUUGGUGGCUAUGAGCAGCUUAUUCUGGUCGAUGUUCAGCGUAACCAAGCUGGGUCUUACCAGUGCUUUGCAUGGAAUGGAAUUGGCAAUAGUUCGACCAAUACAUGUCACUUGGAUGUAUUUCACUUGCCAACUGGAACAAGCAUGACAUCCGGCCUAAAUGAUACUAUCGUCUUAGCUGGAGAUAAUUUGUUCCUAAAUUGCACCUCAGAUGCUAACCCGGCAGUUUACGAGUUUCAGUUGACAUUUGAAAGCACCCUUAUUGCCACCAGCAGUUCUGGGAUGUUUAGCGUUUCCGUGAAGAAAGCUGGAAAAUACACCUGUUUCCCAGUAAAUGUAGUCGGCUCAGGGGACAAUGCUACAGUCAAGGUCACUGUUCUCGUUCGUUUGGUGGGCCCCACCAAUUCACCGUCUUCUGGUCGUGUUGAGGUGUUUUACAAUGGUACAUGGGGAACAAUUUGUGACGACUUAUGGGACUUACAGGAUGCUGAUGUAGUUUGUCGCCAACUUGGAUACGAUGGAGCUUUAUCAGCACCUGGUGAUGCGAAAUUUGGACAAGGAACUGGUCCGACAUGGCUGGAUGACGUGCAGUGUGUAGGAGAUGAGACAUUUAUAUCACAGUGCAAUCACAAAGGAUGGGGAAAUCACAACUGUGGGCAUUAUUCAGACGCUAGUGUGUUGUGCAAACCCAAAGUUGUUCGUUUACUGAAUGCCAACAAUUCGCCUUCUUCUGGUCGUGUUGAAGUGCUGUACAAUGGUACAUGGGGAGGCAUCUGUGGUCGCCUCUGGGACCAACAGGACGCUGAUGUAGUUUGCCGCCAGCUUGGUUACGAUGGAGCUUUAUCAGCCACUACUGGUACAGCAUUUGGAAAAGGAACCAUUCUAAUCUGGCUGGAUUACGUUAACUGUGUAGGAAAUGAGUUAUCAUUAACACAGUGCAAUCACAGAGGAUGGGGAGUUCAUUCCUGUGGGCGUAAUUCAGACGCUGGUGUGGUUUGCCAACCCAGAGCUCGCUUGGUGAGCCCCAACACUUCAUCGUCUUCUGGUCGUGUUGAAGUUUUUUAUAAUGGUACAUGGGGAACCAUUUGUGACGACUACUGGGACUUGAAGGACGCUGACGUGGUUUGUCGCCAGCUUGGAUACGAAGAGGCCUUAUCAGCACGUGGUAUUACAGAAUUUCGACAAGGAAAAGGUCAGAUAUGGUUGGAUGACGUUAAAUGUGUAGGAAAUGAGACAACGAUAGUCCAGUGUCGCCACAGAGGAUGGGCAGUUCACAACUGUGGGCACAGUAAAGACGCUGGUGUGAUGUGCAGACUUCCAGCUGUUCGUUUAGUGAAGUUCUCAUUACCAAGUUCUGGUCGUGUUGAAGUGUUACACAAUGGUAAGUGGGGAACCAUUUGUGACCACUAUUGGGACAAGCAGGACGCUGAUGUAGUUUGUCGCCAGCUUGGAUACGAUGGAGCUCUAGGAGCAGUUCGUAACGCAGCAUUUGGACAAGGAACAGGCCAGAUAUGGUUGGAUGACGUGCAAUGUAAAGGAGAUGAGUUAUCAAUAUCUGACUGCAUUCACUUAGGAUGGGGAGCCCACAACUGUCGUCACAAUCACGACGCUGGCGUAGUUUGCCGGCCUGCAGUUCGUUUAGUAAGUAGCACCCAUUUAUCGUCUUCUGGUCGCGUUGAAGUGUUUUACAAUGGUACAUGGGGAACCAUUUGCGACGACUACUGGGACUUACGGGAAGCUGAUGUAAUAUGUCGCCAGCUUGGAUACGAUGGAGCUUUAUCAGCUCCUGGUGAUGCAGCAUUUGGACAAGGAACUGGUCAGAUAUGGUUGGAUGACGUAGAAUGUGUAGGACAUGAGACAGUUAUAGCACAGUGCAAUCACAAGGGAUGGGGAAUUCACAACUGUGGCCAUUAUUCAGACGCUAGUGUGGUGUGCCGACCUAAAGCUGUUCGUAUAGUGAAGUUCUCAUUACCAAGUUCUGGUCGUGUUGAAGUGUUGCACAAUGGUAAGUGGGGAACCAUUUGUGACGACUAUUGGAACAAGCAGGACGCUGAUGUAGUUUGUCACCAGCUCGGAUACGAUGGAGCUCUACGAGCAGUUGGUAACGCAGCAUUUGGACAAGGAACAGGCCAGAUAUGGUUGGAUGACGUGCAGUGUAAAGGAGAUGAGUUAUCAAUAUCUGACUGCACCCACUCAGGAUGGGGAGCCCACAACUGUUAUCACCACGAUGACGCUGGCGUAGUUUGCCGGCCUGCAGUUCGUUUGGUAAGCCGCACCAAUUCACCAUCUUCUGGUCGUGUUGAAGUGUUUUACGAUGGUUCAUGGGGAACCAUUUGUGACAACUCGUGGGACUUACGGGAAGCUGAUGUAAUAUGUCGCCAGCUCGGAUAUGAUGGAGCUUUAUCAGCUCCUGGUGAUGCAGCAUUCGGGCGAGGAACUGGUCAAAUAUGGUUGGAUGAGGUAAAGUGUGAAGGAUAUGAGACAGUUAUAGCACAGUGCAAUCACAAGGGAUGGGGAAUUCGCAGCUGUGGCCAUUAUUCAGACGCUAGUGUGGUGUGCCGACCUAAAGGAUACGAUGGAGCUCUACGAGCAGUUGGUAACGCAGCAUUUGGACAAGGAACAGGCCAGAUAUGGUUGGAUGACGUGCAGUGUAAAGGAGAUGAGUUAUCAAUAUCUGACUGCACCCACUCAGGAUGGGGAGCCCACAACUGUUAUCACCACGAUGACGCUGGCGUAGUUUGCCGGCCUGCAGUUCGUUUGGUAAGCCGCACCAAUUCACCAUCUUCUGGUCGUGUUGAAGUGUUUUACGAUGGUUCAUGGGGAACCAUUUGUGACAACUCGUGGGACUUACGGGAAGCUGAUGUAAUAUGUCGCCAGCUCGGAUAUGAUGGAGCUUUAUCAGCUCCUGGUGAUGCAGCAUUCGGGCGAGGAACUGGUCAAAUAUGGUUGGAUGAGGUAAAGUGUGAAGGAUAUGAGACAGUUAUAGCACAGUGCAAUCACAAGGGAUGGGGAAUUCGCAGCUGUGGCCAUUAUUCAGACGCUAGUGUGGUGUGCCGACCUAAAGCUGUUCGUAUAGUGAAGUUCUCAUUACCAAGUUCUGGUCGCGUUGAAGUGUUACACAAUGGUAAGUGGGGAACUAUUUGUGACCACUAUUGGAACAAGCAGGACGCUGAUGUAGUUUGUCACCAGCUCGGAUACGAUGGAGCUCUACGAGCAGUUGGUAACGCAGCAUUUGGACAAGGAACAGGCCAGAUAUGGUUGGAUGACGUGCAGUGUAAAGGAGAUGAGUUAUCAAUAUCUGACUGCACCCACUCAGGAUGGGGAGCCCACAACUGUUAUCACCGCGAUGACGCUGGCAUAGUUUGCCGACCUGCAGUUCGUUUGGUAAGCCGCACCAAUUCACCAUCUUCUGGUCGUGUUGAAGUGUUUUACGAUGGUUUUCGUUUGGCGAGUCCAAACGAUGCACCAUUCUUGGGACGCGUUGAAGUACAUCAUAGUGGUACAUGGGGAACAAUAUGUGGGGACUACUGGGACCUAAAGGAUGCUGAUGUGGUUUGUAAUCAGCUCGGAUACGAUGGAGCUUUUUCAGCCCCUAGAUCUGCAGUAUUUGGAGAAGGAACAGGCCCAAUAUGGCUGAAUAGAGUGUGGUGUAGAGGAGAUGAGAAAUCAGUUUCACAAUGCAGUCACGCCGGAUGGGCAGGUCAUAACUGUGGUCAUGACAAGGAUGCUGGUGUGGUUUGCCGCCAGAUAAAAGUCGAACCCCAGAUUGUAAACUUGCAAUGUCCAGGCUCAGUCGUUCAGGGAAGUAACGUAACUCUCUAUUGUAAUGUCACUGGUAAUCCUUCUCCGAACAUUACUUGGAUAUGGGAGGACACAGGAGAGGUUCUCGGUAGAAAUGAGGAGCUCACUUUUUCGGCUGUUAAGCGUAGCCAAGCAGGCAAUUAUCAAUGUCUAGCAUGGAAUGGAAUUGGAAACAUGUCCACCAAAACAUGCAGUCUGGACGUGUUUUGCGAUCCCCUGGUUCUAAACUUCGAGUGUCCAACAUCAGUCAUUGAGGGAUAUGACGCGACCCUUCACUGCAAUGCAACUGGAAAUCCUCUCCCAAAUAUUACCUGGAUACAGCAAGACACAAAGGAUGUUCUUGGUACAACUAAACAACUGACUCUUACAGCUGUAAAUCGCAACAAAACAGGCACUUUUCAAUGCAUAGCGUGGAAUGGAAUUGGCAACAACUCCACCAGAACAUGCACCCUGGAUGUGUUUUACGAACCUCUCGUGCUGAGCUUAGAAUGUCCAACACCAAUCGUUGAAGGACAUGACGUGACUCUUCAUUGCAAUGCAACUGGAAAUCCUCUUCCAAAUAUUAGUUGGAUACGGCAAGACACAGGAGAUACUCUGGGCACCAAUGGACAACUGACUCUUACAGCUGUAAAUCGCAGCAAAACAGGAACUUUUCAGUGCUUGGCGUGGAAUGGAAUUGGCAACAACUCCACCAGAACAUGCAGUCUGGAUGUGUACUACAAACCUCUGGUUCUGAACUUGGAGUGUCCGAUAUCUAUCAUUGAGGGAUAUGACGCGACUGUUCACUGCAGUGCAACUGGAAAUCCUCUUCCAAAUAUUACCUGGAUACAGCAAGACACAAAAGAUGUUCUGAGUACCAAUGGACAGCUGACCCUUACAGCUGUAAAUCGCAGUAAAGUAGGCACUUUACAGUGCGUGGCGUGGAAUGGAAUUGGCAACAACUCCACUAGAACAUGCAGCCUGGAUGUGUUUUUUCAACCACAGAUAUUCGACAUCCAUUGUCCAGCCACGAUAGUUGAGGGAAGUAACAUAACUUUUCACUGUAAUGCUACCGGAAAUCCAUCCCCAAAUAUCACCUGGAUAUGGCAAGACAAAGGAUAUGUUCUCGGUAGAAGCGAAAAUCUCACUCUUACAGAGGUUAAUCGAAGUCAAACAGGAACUUAUCUGUGUCGUGCGUGGAAUGGAAUCGGCAGCAACUCCACCAGAACAUGCAACCUGGAUCUAUAUUAUGCUCCUGGUUUUCCGGUCUUUGUAAACAACACUGUAAACACAAUCACUAUCAGGUGGUCACCAAUUUAUCUACAAUCUGUAACGUAUACCGUAAAUGUGAGACGUGAAGAAGAAACAGCUUGGAUGAACAUAACGUGUAAAACGAGUAAUUGGAAGAAUCACUGCAUAGUGACCCAAACAGUUGCGAAAGUUGUUGGCCUCGAAGAGGUGUCCGUGUAUCACUUAAGAGUUUAUGCUAACUACAGAGGAGUCAGAAGUGACGCCAGUUUACCGUCAGGAGCCUUUAGAACAGCAGCACUGGCUGAACUGGCGCUUGAGCAGAUAAGUGUUAUGUUUGUGCUGGAUUUCAGUGGAAG